AUGGCUACCAGACGCCAGCCUAGCCUCAACACCAGGUCCCAAUCAUUGAGAUGUUGCUCCAGUCUUGCAAAUCUAUUAAAUCCAACCUCGACCUCGUCCGAACCUACCACAGAAGCAAAGGUGUACACCCUCGAGGCAAGGAUUCGAGAACUAGAAGGUACCGUGGAACUUUGUCGACAACAAGCUGCAAUUGAGAAAGAAGGUCUUGAAAAUUUGAGGUCAGAAAAUACGCUGCUGAAAGCUGAGAUUAAGCUACCAGAACUCAAUUUCAAGCAGUCAAAGCUCAGUCCUCUAUCUCAACAUGGAGACGGUCAGGAGGCUCUACCCGUGCUUGGACUCGAAGAAUUGAGUGGAAACUUUUCUAAAUGGGCACGGCAUCUCAUUGCCGCCAAUCACCAGCUCAAGUUCAGUCUCGAGCAUGAAAAGCUUGAAGUUCAUCAAUUGAGGCAAGACCUCAUUGGAGUGAAGAACUCCAGAGCCACUGACAGAAUAAUGCACCGAGCACAUGUCAACUCUCAAUCGCAGCCCCAACAAGAGGCGUACCCCACCCCUUCAGAGAGGCCUGACUCGUUUUUUGUGUCUUUGGUCGACAUGAUCAUUGACAUCGUCUUGCUUCAAAGACAACAACACCCUAGCCUAGGAGGAAGUGUUACCGUCAUUUUGCCUCGUUCAAAUAGCGGACAGCCACAGACUGAGGUACAACGCCUUGGAACGGAAAUGAACCACCUAGUUACCGAAAACGCAUGCAUAAAAAGGGAUAUGGCGGCCGUUAAAUACCACAGCACCUGCCUUCAGUCUUCGUUGAGUGGAAUGGAGAAGCAGGCGGUUGACCAGACAGCUCGUCUGAAUCAGUUCAAAAUGCGGGUUGGCAAACUGAACAAGUCUCGUUUCGACUCGGAAUUCUUGGCGCAGAAGAAAGCCAGGCUGCAAGACGUAGAAAUACGACAACUUCGACACGAGGUGGAUUCCAAGACGAAGGAAGGUUCAAGACUCCAGAUAGGUCUGGAUGUUGCGAACAUGGCGCUUGCCAGUCAGAAAAGAAGGAACCAGUCACUCGAAGAGUCCCUGAUCAACGCACAGGCCGAGCACGCUGCAUUAACACAAGAGGCGGGAGAACUGCAGGCAGAGAACAGAAGAUUGGUAGAAGACAAGGACAACUCGGCAGCAGGACGAAAGAAUCUCUUACUACGAGACCGGAUCGACUUGAUGGGCCCAAUCGUCGAAAAUGCUCUUCCCGUCAGACGCCGGUUCCUAUUACAGGGCAGGAAGAAACCUGAGAGUAAAUCAGCAACAGAAGCUGGAAAUAGAGCAGCUCAUGACGGGAAUUCAUCAGCAGAUGCUUCUCUGUACCGUCUAUGCCACCUUCUACUCUCAGAUGAAGCCUGGUUCGAGGAAACGUAUGGUGCGUCGCUGAACGAGUUCUGGUUGAUGGCGCCUUUCCCGAAACAGGUUCAACUGCUCAAUCUUCGUGGCUCUAUUGCCAUAGAGCUCAAGUGGCCCAGACGAGAGCAUGAGAAUCGAGUUACCAGAUUCGUCGAGCUGGAGGCGGAAUGCUGGGAUAUCUUGUCUAGUCUGAGGAACAAACGCCAGUCUGAUAGAGAAGCAAGUGAAGCGUUCGAGAAUGUCGUUCUGGUGAGAGGGAAUAUUGAGCGGAUGGCAGCUAUUGUUGCAGAAAUUCAGGAGAAUGCUAGAGAGAGGAAGAGCUGA
This is a messenger RNA of Mollisia scopiformis, 1707 nucleotides long. RefSeq lists its product as uncharacterized. The transcript has a single exon. The record is from RefSeq and is a predicted model, not a curated record. Bases 1 to 1707 code for a protein of 568 amino acids. NCBI's taxonomy places the organism in Eukaryota, Fungi, Ascomycota, Leotiomycetes, Helotiales, Mollisiaceae.